Mauremys reevesii (Reeves's turtle) is the source of this 1653-nucleotide messenger RNA. RefSeq names its product zinc finger protein 501-like. Lineage: Eukaryota; Metazoa; Chordata; Testudines; Geoemydidae. The transcript has 2 exons. Bases 22 to 1260 code for a protein of 412 amino acids. The record is from RefSeq and is a predicted model, not a curated record.
AGAGCCCUCUACAGGGACGUCAUGCAGGAGAACUACGACACGGUGACCUCGCUGGGGGGUGCUGGGAUGGUGAGUGAGAAUGAGGAGAAGAAUCCACAGCAGGAAGGUGGUGAGGACGUGGGUCUGCAGGGAACGGUAUUGGGAAGAUCCAAGCGGAAUUUUUAUAAGAAUCAUAAACCAGGAAAAGCCUGGGGAAAUCAGCGCAGGUCAGAGAGGCUGCUGGGAUAUGACCCAGGGAAGAAAAUGUGUGAACCCAUAAAUGAUGGUGGAGAUUGCGAGGACCUCAAGGAAACCACAGCCCAGCAGAGAAUCCCCACAGAAGAGAGAAAAAACACAUGCACCGAGUGUGGGAAAAGCUUUAUUCGGCGGUCACAUCUUAUUUCCCAUCAGAGGAUCCACACUGGAGAGAAACCCUACAAGUGCCUUGUCUGUGGGAGAGGUUUCAGCCAGACCGCACACCUUAUUUCACAUCAGAGGAUUCACACGGGAGAGAAACCCUAUAAGUGCCUUGACUGUGGGAAAGGUUUCAUUCAGGGUUCACAUCUUCUUAGGCAUGAGAGAACCCACACGGGUGAGAAACCCUAUAAAUGCCUGGAAUGCGGGAAAAGCUUCAUUCAGAGUUCAGAUCUUAUUUCACACCAGAGAACCCACACGGGAGAAAGAGCCUAUAAGUGCCUGGAAUGUGGGGAAAGUUUUGAUUGGAACAUGCAGCUUGUUAGACAUCAGAUGCACCAUACAGGAGAGAAACCCUACAAAUGCCUGGAUUGCGGGAAAGCAUUUAGUGAUAGUUCAGCCCUUAUUAUUCAUCAGAGACUCCACACGGGAGAGAAACCCUAUAAGUGCCUCGACUGUGGGAGAAGAUUCAAUCAAAACUCACUCCUUACUAGACACAAGAGAACCCACACCGGAGACAAACCCUACAAGUGCCUGGACUGUGGGAAAAGUUUCAAUCAGAGCUCAUACCUAAUUGCACAUCAGAGAACGCACACAGGAGAGAGACCCUAUACAUGCCUCAAGUGUGGGAAAAGUUUCAGUUGGAGCUCAGAUCUGACGGCACAUCAGAGAACCCACACAGGAGAGAGACCUUAUAAGUGCCUGGAAUGUGGGAAAAGAUUCCUUCAAAGCUCAAAUCUUAGUGUGCAUCUGAGAAUCCAUACUGGAAAAACACCCUAUAAAUGCCCCGACUGCGGGAAAAACUUCAGUCAGAGUUCAAACCUGACUAGACACCAGAACACCCACAUGGCAGGAAAAACCUCAUAAAUGCCUUGACAGUGGGAAAAUGUUUAAUGGUAAAGCACAAUUAAUACUCAUCAGAGAACCCACCCUGGAAAGAGACCCUAUAGAAGUAUUGACAGUGGGCGAAAGUUUAAUGACAAAGCACACCUUAGUAUACAUCAGAGAACCCACACAGGAGAGAAGCCCUAUAAAUACCUUUACUCUGGGAAAACAUUUUUUUCAGAGCUCAGAUCUUAUUUCACAGUACAGCAUCCUUAUGGGAGAGAAACCAUAUAAAUGCCAGGACUGUGGGAUAAAUUUCAAUCAUAGGUCAAACCUAAUUUGACAUCAGAGGAUCCAUACAGGAGGGACACCUUAUAAAGUGUGGGAAAGAAUUUAGUGACAAGUCACGCCUUAUGGGACAUCAGAGAAUCCACA